GCUAGCCUUUGCCUAGCUCACACAGCCUCUCAUACAUACCACCAACCACAACAAUUAACCUGCCUGCUGGGGCGCCGGAGGAGAUGGAGGCGGCGAUCGGUGCGGCGAACGGACUCAUUGGCAGCGUGCUGAACCACCUGUCCAAUGAGUUCGUGGAGGCCUAUGUUGCCAGCUCCCAGCUCGGCCUCAACUCUGACAAGAUCAAGGAGGAUCUCUUGCUCGCGCAAGGGCUGCUGCAAGUGGCUCAGAACAGGGUACUGAGCGACAACCUCGCUCUUCAGGGGUUACUGCGGAGGCUCGCCGUCAAGGCCGACGAGGCCGAGGAUGCGCUGGAUGAGCUGCACUACUUCAGCAUCCGUGACCACCUCGACGGCACCCACGACGCAGUGCCUGACCUGGGUGAUGACAUCCUGAGUCGUGCUCGCCAUGGUUGCAAUGCUCUUCGCUACACUGUCGGUAACUGCCUUGCAUGCUUUUCUUGUUCACGCAUCAAAGAUGGUGAUGAUGGUGUUGCUGCUGAUGUCGUUCCUGAUAACCCACCUAAUGCCACUGUAAACCUUGGUAGUGGUGAUAAUGAUGGUCCAGUUGAUAAGUUGCCAUUUGAUAGAGUUGCCAUGUCCAAAAAAAUCAAGUCAGUGAUAGAGGAAAUACAUUCCCUGUGUGACAGUGUCUCCAAGUUGCUCCCCAUGAUUCCACACCAUAGCACCACCACAAGAGUCACCCCAAGUCAUCGUGUCACAGGAUCAACCAUUACACAACCAACAUUGCAUGGGAGGAGAGACCUUUUCGAUAAAACCAUAGAUGACAUCCUCACUACUGCCACAGAUCACCCGGAAACCCUUCCUGUUCUUCCUAUAGUUGGUCCAGGGGUUAUUGGAAAGACAACCUUCACCCAACACCUUUAUAAUGAUAAAAGGAUAGAAGAGCACUUUGCUGUUAGGGCUUGGGUAUGUGUAUCAACUGAGUUUGAUGUGGUUAAGCUCAGCCAACAGAUCCUUAGCUCCAUACAAAGAAGCAACACUUCAAAUCAAAUAGACAAUUUAGAUGAGCUCCAAAUAUCCAUCACACAGGAACUCAAGUCCAAAAGUUUUUUAAUCGUGUUUGAUGAUAUAUGGAAAUGCAAUAGUGUGGGGUGGAAAACCCUCUUGGCUCCAUUCAGGAUGGGGGAAGCCAAGGGUAGCAAGGUUCUUGUCACAACUCGAUUUCCAUCUAUAGCUGAAAUGGUGAAAACCACCAACCAAAUAGCAUUGCAAGGUCUGGAGUUUGAUGAGUUCUUCACAUUCUUUUCAUUAAUAUUUGGGGGUAACAAACCUGAGUAUUGCCAAGAGGACUUAGAUGAUCUUGCAACUAAUAUUGCAAAGAAGUUGAAGGGUUCACCUCUCGCAGCCAUAACAGUUGGUCGGUUGCUGAGCCAGGACUUUUCUCGGGGACAUUGGAUGGGAGUUCUAGAAAACAACGGGUGGCAAAAACAAAAAAAUGAUGAUGACAUUAUGCCAUCCUUAAGGAUUAGCUAUGAUUACCUUCCUUUUUAUCUAAAAAAAUGCUUUUCAUAUUUUUCCUUGUUCCCUGAAGAUUUUGAAUUUAACAACUUAGAUAUGACGUAUUUUUGGAUUGCACUGGGAAUCAUAGAAAAAGAUGAGAAUUAUAUAGAAGAAUUAGUAGAGAAUGGCUUCCUUGUGAAGGUUGUUGAUGAUGAUGAGCAACCAUACUAUGUAAUGCAUGAUUUAUUACAUGAGUUGUCUCUAAGUGUUUCGUCGCAAGAGUGCCUCAACAUAUGUAGGUCAAAUUUUAGAGUUGAUGACAUCCCACAAACUGUUCGACACAUAUCUUUCACAAUGGAAGAUGGAUUUGAUGGGGGUGUUAGGGAAGAAAUGAUUAAAUUGAGGAGCAAGAUAGACAUUCGCAAUUUGCGAGCUUUGUUGAUCUUUAGAUAUUAUGAAGAAACAAUUGAUGGAUUUUUGAAAGAUAUUUUUAAGGAAAUAGAGGGUCUUCGUGUCCUAUAUAUAGUAGCGAAAUCCCAAAAAUCCUUGCCACUCAACUUUUCAAAACUUAUCCACCUCCGAUACUUAAAAAUUGAUAUGAGACCAGAUGAGUACGAUGAAAUGACUUUUCCUAGUACAAUAUCCACAUUUUAUCACUUGAAAUUCUUAGACUUUACAUGCUUUCCUAUAUAUAACUUACCAAAUGACAUUAGCCGCCUUAUCAAUUUAUGCCAUCUUUUUGUUGACAAAAAACUCCAUUCUAGUGUUCCUGGGAUCGGAAAGAUGAAAUGCUUGCAGGAGCUAAAAGAGUUCUGUGUUAAAAAAGAGAGUGCUGGAUUUGAACUGCGAGAGUUGGGUAAACUAACAGAGCUUCGAGGAGAACUAAGCAUACAUAAUCUUGAGAAGGUGGCAACUAGGGAAGAGGCUACAGAAGCCAAGCUUCUGUGUAAAAGAGAUUUGAAAGCGUUGAGGUUAGUUUGGGGUACAGACCACCAACAUAGCACAGAAUCUGAUGUUCUUGAUGCUCUUGAGCCACACCAUAAUCUUGGAGCACUUGUGAUUGAAAAUCAUGGUGGUACAAGUGGUCCUAGCUGGUUGUGUGGUGACAUUAGCAUCAAAAUGUUGGGGUCUCUCCACCUGGAGGGUGUGUCUUGGGGCACCCUUCCACCUUUUGGGCAGCUAUUGCAUCUCACAUCACUCACAUUGAUCAGGAUAUCUGUACUUCGUGAGAUCAGACCUGGCUUUGGUGGUGUCUCGGACAAAAGCUUUAUGCGUUUGAAGCAGAUUGUUCUUGAUAGAUUACCUGAAUUUAUCAAGUGGGUUGGGGGAGCAAAUAGCCAUUGUUUUUCAAGGCUUGAAUACAUCAGUUGCAAACAUUGUCCCAAUCUCUGCGCGGUGCCCUUCCUGGAGUGCUCUGUCUCCUAUACCAAUCUUUGGUAUUUUUCCAUUGAUGAUUGCCCAAAGUUGUCUCUGCCCCCCAUGCCUCACAUCUCCACGCUGAGAUAUUCACUACCAGAAAAAUUGG
This is a messenger RNA of Triticum urartu, 3006 nucleotides long. RefSeq names its product putative disease resistance RPP13-like protein 1. Gene Ontology annotation, biological process: defense response to other organism. Gene Ontology annotation, molecular function: ADP binding. The record is from RefSeq and is a predicted model, not a curated record. NCBI's taxonomy places the organism in Eukaryota, Viridiplantae, Streptophyta, Magnoliopsida, Poales, Poaceae.